This is a messenger RNA of Aspergillus alliaceus, 1231 nucleotides long. RefSeq lists its product as uncharacterized. The record is from RefSeq and is a predicted model, not a curated record. Lineage: Eukaryota; Fungi; Ascomycota; Eurotiomycetes; Eurotiales; Aspergillaceae. The transcript has 5 exons. Bases 80 to 1069 code for a protein of 329 amino acids.
UCACAAUGAAUGCAAACCCUGACACGCCCCCCCCAAGCUCUGUCUUUACACCUUCAGACUCUUCCAUAGUCAGUGGACAAUGGGAUACGGGAGUAGCAAUGCCAUUAUAAUAGUGACCGCCGUUUUCCUAUGGAUAUCGUUGGUGUCCGUCUGUCUCCGGUGCUUCGUGCGCUUGAGGAUCGUGAACGCCUUCGGGGGCGACGAUGCGUUGAUCGUGGCGGCGAUGAUCCUCAACGUGGGAUUUGCCGUGUGCACAACCCUAGGCGCCUCCUCUGGCAUGGGGAAGACGGUGGAAUACCUUGCUGACCGACCCGAGGAGUUCCGUCGCGGCAUGCUGUUCUGGUGGCUGGGCCAGCUCCUGUACAUCAUCACGGUGACGGUCGGAAGGAUAGCCAUUGCCAUCACCCUGCUGCGCUUGACGGUCGAGCGCAUACAUACGUGGAUCCUCUACGCAGUCAUGGCGUUUUCCACCGUAGUCGGGGCGGUCUUUUUCUUCUUCACGAUCUUCCAAUGUCAGCCCGUGUCCUACUACUGGAAUCGCCUCUUCACCGAAGGCCACUGUCUCAACGUCGGCUCUCUCCUCGGCAUCGUCUAUAUGUACAGCGGUGUGGCGGCCGUCUGCGAUUUCACCAUGGGCAUCCUCCCGGUGUUUCUUAUCUGGAAUCUCCAAAUGGACCGUCGGACCAAAGUCGCCGUGUCCGGCAUCUUAGGAAUUGCCUGCAUAGCCAGUACUGCCGUCAUUAUCCGCAUCCCAUUUCUCAAGCAUGCAAAGAGUCCAGACUUUCUCCAUACGACGACUCAAAUUUCCAUUUGGUCGAAUAUCGAAGCGAGUUUAGGAAUCACGGCCGGUAGUCUUGCGACCGUACGGCCGAUUAUCCGCAUGUGCUCGCGGGUCACUUCAGCCAUUCCAAGCCAGCACAGUCUGCUGCCUUCCCAGCUCGUCUUGAGCAAGCGGCGCGCUCCGGCAGAAAGCCGAUCCGGGGGAGAGGAUGCUUACAGCCAAUCUACAGAGGCUAGUCACCCCAGGCAGUAUCAGACAUACCCGCCAUCUAUGGAGGUUGUGCCAUAGGGCUAGCCUUUGGUUCCUUUUGCAUGACUGUUUCACAUAUAAUACCAUUAUCUCGCCUUCGGUCGGGUUAGAUCUAGUAAUAGAAAAGUCAUAUCAGCACUGCACUUUCUUAAUGUUCUGAUGUUGUGCCGUCAAAAUUGCACGCGAUAGGAUGCCCUUCUU